Molecule: messenger RNA, 1307 nt
Organism: Setaria italica (foxtail millet)
Lineage: Eukaryota; Viridiplantae; Streptophyta; Magnoliopsida; Poales; Poaceae
Product: peroxidase 2
Exons: 2
Coding region: 1-1155 (384 amino acids)
Biological process (GO): hydrogen peroxide catabolic process; response to oxidative stress
Cellular component (GO): plasmodesma; plant-type cell wall
Molecular function (GO): heme binding; peroxidase activity
Source: RefSeq, a predicted model, not a curated record
AUGGCUGAUAAGCACGCUGCCCUCAUCACCAUGCUUGCGCUCCUCGCGCCAAUGGCGUGCCAGGGCUUCACCACUUUCCCUAUCCUCUGCUCGGGAGAGUGGGUUCGCCCAAUAAAGAAAAUCGUUCCAAUCUUAGGGUUUUUGGGUGACUUUGUCCGCCCUGAUGGCUCGAGGCCCACCCCUAUCCCUUCUCCAAGGCCCCCAAGCCCUGCUCCCACUGGACUAGGGCUUAGUGUCGGCUACUACAACAGCAGCUACUCGAAUUACUCGUGCCCUAACGCGGAAACCAUCGUCAAGAAGGCUGUGGAGGACGCCAUCUACAGGGACGGGCGUGGCAUUAGCGCAGGGCUCAUUCAUCUCUUCUUUCACGACUGCUUCGUUCGGGGUUGCGAUGCGUCCAUUCUGCUCGAUCCAACCAGCGACAACCAGCAGCCGGAGAAGUUCGGCAUACCCAACUUCCCGAGCAUGCGCGGCUACGAGGUGAUCGACGCCGCCAAGGCGGAGCUCGAGGCGAAAUGCCCCGGCAAGGUCUCGUGCGCGGACAUCGUCGCCUUCGCCGCCCGCGACGCGUCCUACUUCCUCAGCGGCGGCGGCAUCAACUUCGACAUGCCCGCGGGCCGCUACGACGGCAACGUGUCCCUGGCCAGCGAGACCCUCCCCAACCUGCCGCCGCCGUUCGCCGGCCUCCAGCAGCUUGAGAAGAUGUUCGCCGACAAAGGGCUCGACAGCUUCGACAUGGUGACGCUCUCCGGCGCGCACAGCAUCGGGCGCUCCCACUGCUCGUCCUUCAGCCGCGACCGCCUCCCUCCCAGCGCCACCUCCGACAUGGACCCGGCGUUCGCCGCCGGGCUGCAGGCUAACUGCUCGUCGGCGAACGGCGCCGACAACACGGUGGUGGAGGACCACGAGACCCCCGACGUCCUGGACAACCAGUACUACCAGAACGUGCUCGACCGCAAGGUCCUCUUCACGUCGGACGCCGCGCUCACCUCCAAGGACAUGACCAACAACCUGGUGCGUGUCUACGCGAUCUUUCCGUGGCUGUGGCAGCAGAAGUUCGAAGAAGCCAUGGUGAAGAUGAGCCGCAUCGAGGUCAAGACAGCCGCCACCGGGGAGAUCAGGAGGACGUGCCGCGCCGUCAACAGCAAGCCGUGAUCAGAUGGCCGGCCGUAGUUCGCGUGCCUGGUGAUGAAUUAACUCUGACGCUGUUUUAUCUACUUUUCCCCCUAAUUUUGAUCCGUUCUAUUGUUGCGCUUGUGCUGUAACAAAAUGGUUGUUUUCUUGGAAUUCAUUAUAGGGUGUUAAUU